Messenger RNA from Exophiala aquamarina CBS 119918, 1560 nucleotides. RefSeq names its product L-asparaginase. Bases 1 to 1560 code for a protein of 519 amino acids. Lineage: Eukaryota; Fungi; Ascomycota; Eurotiomycetes; Chaetothyriales; Herpotrichiellaceae. The record is from RefSeq and is a predicted model, not a curated record. Gene Ontology annotation, molecular function: protein binding; asparaginase activity. The transcript is spliced from 3 exons.
AUGUCUUCGGGGCAUACUCCAGAGGCGCGCGUACUGAUUGUGAUGACCGGAGGAACCAUAUGCAUGCAAAAAUCGCCAAAUGGACUUAUCCCCGCAAGGAACUUCCUGGAACGUUGCAUGGCUCCAAGACCAGAAUUCAACGAUGGCGAGACGCAUGAGCCCAUAGAGGUGAGGUUCCACGACGGUCCCGACGGAAUGGGCGAGCUUCACAGUUUACGGACUCCAACCAGUGUAUAUGGAAAACGCAUAAGAUAUGCUGUUCUUGAAUUUGAAACACUACUAGACUCGUCGUCGAUUGACAGUAAAGGUUGGGCAGAAAUUGCGCAGACCAUUUUUCGCAACUACAAGUUGUUUGACGGCUUUGUUGUCCUCCAUGGCACGGACAGCCUGGCUUACACAUGUUCUGCCCUUAGCUUCAUGCUGCAGAACCUGGGCAAGCCAGUAAUAGUCACCGGCUCACAGGUUCCUUUCUCGGAGAGAAAAAAUGAUGCUCUUGAGAACUUACUGGAUUCAAUGGACAUAGCAGGUCACUUUAUGGUCCCAGAGGUUUGCCUUUGCUUCAACUCGACUCUCUUUCGAGGGAACAGAACGACAAAGAUCUCUGCAAGCGCGUUUGAUGCGUUUGCAUCACCCAACCUCCCUCCUCUUGCCAGAAUCACUGCAAUGGAUACUCAUGUUGCGUGGAACUUGGUGACGAGAUCCACCAUAUUGCAGCCAUUCAGCAUUCAAAAAGACCUUCAUAUCCAUUACGUAGCUUGCCUACGCAUCUUUCCAGGUAUCAAACCCAAGAUGGUAGAGGCUGUCCUGCGCACAGAGGACCUACGCGGUCUGGUAUUGGAGACAUUUGGUGCUGGAAAUGCUCCCAGUGGGCAUGACAACAAGUUGACACAGGUCAUAGCUGAGGCGGUACAACGCGGAAUAGUGAUUGUUAACAUUACCCAGUGCCUAACAGGAAGUGUCAAUCCACUCUACGCGCCUGGUAUGGUUCUUGGCCGGGCAGGCGUUGUUGCUGGUGGUGAUAUGACGACCGAAGCGGCUUUGACCAAACUGUCCUACCUUCUAGCUCUUCCAGGAGCGUCGCCGGAGUCAGUUGCCAGAGACAUGGCGAAGUCGAUUCGGGGCGAAUUGACUGAGAAUGCCGGGACAAUCUUUAGCCAUCCAACUGGCGAGCUCUCAUCGCCCAUCACCCAGCUGACUGCGAUCGCAUAUGCGAUUGCUAGUGGCGAUAUUGAAAAGGUCAAAGACCUUUUACAUGAUGACAGUCAACUCAUAAAUCGUGCAGACUAUUCCGGGAACACGCCAGUCCAUCUCGCAGCGACAGGUCCGAGCCUUGCGGUUCUCAGAUACCUUCUGUCACUUGGCGCAUCCGUUCACCUUCGAAACCACACUGGAUCAGGACGGACACCGCUAUUUCUAGCUGCAAAUGCAGGCUUGCUCCCACAUGUAAUGCUGCUCCGUCAGGCCGGAGCACAUCUUCAUGCAGAAGAGUUAGAAACUGCGAGGUUGCACGCAGGUCAGAGACCAGAAAUCUGGUUGGCGACAGGACUAGAAGGCACAUAG